Naegleria gruberi is the source of this 531-nucleotide messenger RNA. RefSeq lists its product as uncharacterized. The transcript has a single exon. Gene Ontology annotation, biological process: mitochondrial respiratory chain complex III assembly. The record is from RefSeq and is a predicted model, not a curated record. Bases 1 to 531 code for a protein of 176 amino acids. NCBI's taxonomy places the organism in Eukaryota, Heterolobosea, Eutetramitea, Acrasida, Naegleriidae.
AUGUCUGGUCUUUUCUCUCGUAUGCCAAAGUAUGAUGCAACUUUUAAAAUGAGAUUGUUAAAUGAUAAUUUUCGGAGGAUGGAAACUUUGAAAUUAUACAAGGAAGUUUUAAAGUUUUCAAAAUUAUUUACUUGGCAAGAUGAAAGUGGAGUAAUGUGGGGAGAUAUGAUAAAACUUUCUGCAAGACAAGAAAUUGAAUCAUCAAAGGAGGAGAAAGAUCCACAAAUUCUAGCACAAGCAUUGGUAAAUGCUAGAAUGGCUCUUGAUGAAAUACAAGAAAAAUACCACCAACAACAAUUAAAAGUACAACAACAGUUUACUAAUCAUAUUAAUAAUACAAGAACCGAUGCUUCUUCAAGACCAAGAACACCUAUAGAAAUAAUGCAAGAACGUGAAAUGAUGAAGAAAAUGGGAUUUGAUCCAAACAUGAGCCGACACCAUACAGACUACACAAACAUUCCGAUUGAUACCACUUCAAAUAAUAUUCCUAUUUUAACACCUAAUGGUUUGUGGAAGGAAGAAAAAAAAUAA